AUGCGAAUCCAAAGAUCCCUCCCGGCACACUUCGUCCGCGGCGGGACGUCCAACGGCCUGAUGCUGCACCGCAGGGACCUCCCCUCCUCGCCGCGCGACUGGCAGCCCGUCCUCGCGGCGGCGAUGGGGUCCCCGGACCACUACGGACGGCAGCUCGACGGGAUGGGCUCGGGGGUGUCCUCGACGAGCAAGGUGUGCGUGGUGGAGAGAUCCCGCCGGCCCGAUGCCGAUCUGGACUACACCUUCGUGCAGGUGGGCAUCCGGGACGGCGCGAUGGAUGUCGCGGGGAACUGCGGGAACCUCUCGGCGGCGGUGGGGCCGUUUGGGCUGGAGGAGGGGCUUUUGCACGAUCAGGAGGAGGGGGAGGAGGGGGGAAACUACGAAGUCGACGUGCGCAUCUUCAACACCAACACGUCCAAGCUCAUCACCGCGACCUUCGCCGUCACCGGAGACGGCGCCUACAACCCUUGCGGGGGUUACAGCAUCGACGGGGUCCCCGGCACGGGCUCCCGGAUCACGCUGUCCUUCCACGACCCGGCGGGCGCGAAGACGGGGAAAGCCCUCCCGACGGGGAACCCGAUCGACAGCGUCGCGCUCGCCGACGGGACCCGCGUCGCCGCCAGCCUGGUCGACAUCGCCAACCCGGGCGUGUUCGUGCGCGCGGGCGACCUGGGCGUGCCCGGCGCGAUCGACCCGGCCGGGCUCGAGGCGGACGCGGGCCUGAUGGCGCGGCUGGAGGCCAUCCGGCGCGGAGGCGCCGCCCUGAUGGGCCUGGACCCGGCGGUGCAGAGCGUGCCCAAGAUCGUCAUCGUGUCGACGCCGGAUGCACCGCGCGCCCGGGGCGUGAACAUCGUCUGCAGGGCCCUGUCGAUGCAGCAGCCGCACCGGGCGGUGCCCCUGACCCUCGCGCUCAACCUCGGGGCCGCGUGCAAGAUCCCCGGCACGAUCCCGGCCCUGAUGGCGAGGGGCCUCGAGGUGCGCGCGGACGGGAACGUCACGAUCGCGCACGCGAGCGGGGAGGUGGAGGUCGGGAGCGUGUUUGAGGGCGGCCGGGUGGUGAGUGCGCUGCUGCAUCGCACGGCGAGGGUCUUGAUGAAGGGCGAGGUGUUCUACGCCGCUGAUGCUGCUGAUGCUGGUACUGAUGCUCCGAGCACGUGA
Messenger RNA from Dissoconium aciculare CBS 342.82, 1158 nucleotides. Its product is annotated as DUF453-domain-containing protein. NCBI's taxonomy places the organism in Eukaryota, Fungi, Ascomycota, Dothideomycetes, Mycosphaerellales, Dissoconiaceae. The coding region runs from base 1 to 1158 and encodes 385 amino acids. The record is from RefSeq and is a predicted model, not a curated record. The transcript has 3 exons.